GCGCGAUGGGUGUUGACUAUGGGAUAGCAAAUGCACCAAGACAAUGAGCUCCGCGAGAGUCGGGCGGUGAACCUGCACUUUCAAUCCAAGAGACAAGGCUUACGACACUCGGAGCUCAGCAGGCACCUUCAUAACCACAGUUCUUUCUCAGGUGAUCUGCUGCGGCCUUGCCGCCAUGGCCAGUGUCGCCGUUGCGGGAGGCUACGGUGGCUAUGGUGGCGGCUUCGGUGGUGGCUACGGAGGCGGCUUCGGCGGGGGAUAUGGACAUGGCUACAGCAAGGUGGUUCCUGGCCCAGCAUUCCUCGUGAAGACUGUGCACCACGUGAACAAAGUGAGCCACGGAGGCGUCCACAGCAGUCACCUCGUUGGCGUCGGUGGAGGUGGUUUCGGAGGAUACGGAGGUGGAUUCGGAGGCGGCCUCGGUGGCGGAUUUGGCGGCGGAUUUGGAGGUGGCUACGGCGGUGGCUAUGGAGGUGGUCUUCUACUGAAGGGAGGAUACGGCGGCGGAUUCGGAGGCUUCGGAGGGGGCUACGGAGGCUACGGAGGCUUUGGAGGAGGCUACGGACACAAGGGCCGCUGAUAGAAAGCUCAACUUCUGGCAAAACAAAAACGCGUACGUUGGGAUGUGUAAUCGUGAAUGUGCUUAUUGAUAUAUAACGACGCUUAUUUUCGAGAGCGCCGUUCAUAUACGGCUUUGUAUAUUUUGUACAGUGCUUCGAAUCGAGA
Messenger RNA from Ixodes scapularis (black-legged tick), 726 nucleotides. RefSeq names its product glycine-rich cell wall structural protein. The record is from RefSeq and is a predicted model, not a curated record. Bases 176 to 580 code for a protein of 134 amino acids. The transcript has 3 exons. Lineage: Eukaryota; Metazoa; Arthropoda; Arachnida; Ixodida; Ixodidae.